Messenger RNA from Ficedula albicollis (Collared flycatcher), 2573 nucleotides. RefSeq names its product hydroxysteroid (17-beta) dehydrogenase 4 (gene HSD17B4). The record is from RefSeq and is a predicted model, not a curated record. The coding region runs from base 69 to 2252 and encodes 727 amino acids. Gene Ontology annotation, molecular function: oxidoreductase activity. NCBI's taxonomy places the organism in Eukaryota, Metazoa, Chordata, Aves, Passeriformes, Muscicapidae. The transcript has 24 exons.
AAAGGUUCUUCCUUUCAAGUGUAUUUUUCUAUCACAAGCACAAACUCAGCAGCAUACAGCUUUCCCAGAUGAUUCUGUUGAAUCCAAUAGCAAAGAGUUUGGGCAGAGCAUAUGCUCUGGCUUUUGCUGAAAGAGGAGCUUCAGUAGUUGUGAAUGAUCUUGGAGGUGAUUUUAAGGGAUAUGGCAAAAGCUCCUCAGCUGCUGACAAAGUUGUCGAUGAAAUCAGAGCAAAAGGAGGGAAGGCAGUACCCAAUUAUGAUUCCGUGGAAGAUGGUGAAAAGCUUGUGAAGACAGCCCUUGAGGCUUUUGGGAGGAUAGAUAUUGUUAUAAACAAUGCUGGGAUCCUGAGAGACCGUUCCUUUGUUCGGAUAAGUGAUGAGGAUUGGGAUAUAAUUCACAGAAUUCAUUUGAGGGGAUCAUUCCUAGUCACCCGAGCUGCAUGGAACCAUAUGAAAAAUCAGAAGUUUGGCAGAAUAAUUAUGACGUCCUCAGCUGCUGGAAUAUAUGGAAACUUUGGUCAGGCAAACUACAGUGCUGCAAAACUUGGCCUUUUGGGUCUUUCAAACACAAUUGCAAUUGAAGGCCGGAAGUAUAACAUCCACUGCAACACAAUUGCUCCUACUGCUGGAUCCAGGCUGACCCAGACCGUCAUGCCACAAGAUCUGGUCGAUGCUUUCAAACCAGAAUAUGUUGCUCCUUUAGUAGUUUGGCUUUGUCAUGAGAGCUGUGCUGAAAAUGGCAGUCUGUUUGAGGUGGGAGCUGGGUGGAUUGGAAAAUUGCGCUGGGAGCGAUCCUUGGGUGCCAUUGUCAGAGGAAAGAAUCAGCCAAUGACUCCUGAAGCAGUGAGAGAUAAAUGGGAGAGGGUGUGUGACUUCGAUAAUGCCAGCAAACCCAGGACCAUCCAAGAGUCCAUAAGUGUAUUGAGUGAUGCUCUGAGUCAGAUAGAAUCUCAAGGGAAUGUUUCUAUGAAUUCAACAAGCUCUGGAUCAGUGGUCUCUUCUUCUGUUGACACGACAAGCAUUAUUGGCCGUGAAUUGGGUACCAAUGUGUAUAAAUACUCUCACUUGGAGCCUAUUCUAUAUGCACUUGGUGUGGGAAUGUCAACUAAGGAUCCAGACCACCUAAAAUUUCUCUUUGAAGGAAGUGAAGAAUUCUGCUGUUUACCCAGCUUUGGAGUAAUUCCUGCUCAGACGUCGAUGUUCGAUGGUGUUCCUUCUCUUUCAGGACUAAAUAUUGAUCUUGCAAGGAUGCUGCAUGGUGAGCAAUAUCUGGAGCUUUAUAAGCCAUUACCAACCUCAGGAGAAUUGACUUCAGUUGCAACUGUUGCUGAUCUUCUGGACAAAGGAUCAGGAGCAGUCUUGCUAAUAGAUGUGAAUACCUAUUGUGGAAAGGACCUAGUGUGUUACAAUCAGUUCUCUUUGUUUUUUAUUGGAGCUGGAAGAUUUGGUGGAAAACGAACAUCAGAAAAGGCCAAGCCAACAGCAGUUCCACCCAAGAGACCCCCUGAUGCUGUAAUUUCUGAUGUAACAUCAGUUGAUCAGGCUGCCUUAUAUCGGCUGAGUGGGGAUUGGAAUCCUUUACAUCUCGAUCCAAGUUUUGCUGCUCUUGGAGGAUUUGAGAAGCCUAUUCUUCAUGGACUAUGCACCUUUGGAUUUGCUGCUAGGAAUGUUUUGAAGCAGUUUGCAAAUAAUGAUGUGAACAGAUUCAAGGCAAUCAAGGUUCGCUUUGCAAACCCAGUCUAUCCGGGGCAAACUUUGCAAACAGAAAUGUGGAAGGAAGGAAAUAGAAUCCAUUUUCAGACCAAGAUCAAGGAGACUGGGGAACUUGCCAUUGCAGGGGGCUAUGUGGAUAUAGUACCAGCCCUGGAAAAGCCUUCUGCUCGAGAACCUCUAAUGACUGAAGGGCUGCAGAGUAACCUUGUGUUUCAAGAAAUUGGUCGUCGUGUGAAAGAAAUGGGAAAUGAAUUGGUAAAGAAAGUAAAUGCCAUAUUCCAGUGGGACAUCACUAAGGAUGGAAAAACAGCUAUGCAGUGGACAAUUGACUUAAAGAAUGGCUCUGGAGCAGUGUAUCAAGGACCUGCCAGAAGUUCUGCUGAUACUACCUUCACUCUCUCGGACGAGGAUUUCAUGGAUGUGGUACAACAAAAGAUCAACCCCCAAAAGGCAUUCUUUUCUGGUAAACUAAAAGUGAAGGGGAACAUCAUGCUGAGCCAGAAACUGGAAAUGAUUCUGAAAGACUAUGCCAAACUCUGAACUGCUUGAUCAUCUACCAUAGCACUGAAGAACUGUAGAAGAUAGAAACUCAGUUAGUUAAGAACCAAUGAUUUGCAGGCUAGUUAACAUCAAUGUGCUGAUUCAUUAUAUGGCUAAUACACAAACUGAUUUAAUUGCUGUAGACAGAAGUCAUGAAAUGAACAUAACUGUUACUAUUUUCCCUUUUUAGUUUCUCAGCAAUGGUAGAGAAUCAUACUUUCUGAUUGCACAUCUUUAUCUAAAUAAAAUGUAUUUAGUUCUUACAAAGAAGCAUAUAUUUCUAUGUUAAUUCUGAAGAAAAUUAAACCAAUAGACUUCUUU